Messenger RNA from Fragaria vesca subsp. vesca, 1641 nucleotides. Its product is annotated as BTB/POZ domain-containing protein At3g09030-like. Gene Ontology annotation, biological process: protein homooligomerization. Lineage: Eukaryota; Viridiplantae; Streptophyta; Magnoliopsida; Rosales; Rosaceae. Bases 1 to 1425 code for a protein of 474 amino acids. Gene Ontology annotation, molecular function: protein binding. The transcript is spliced from 2 exons. The record is from RefSeq and is a predicted model, not a curated record.
AUGGAAAACGGUAACCACCGCGCCGCCACCGGCCCUCGCACCGACGACCGUAUCAAGCUCAACGUCGGCGGCAAGCUCUUCGAAACGACCAUAUCCACAAUCCAAGCGGGCGGCCACGACUCUCUGUUAGCCGCCCUCUCGAGCCGGACCUCCGACGACCCGGACCCGGUUUUCAUAGACCGGGACCCGGAGAUCUUCUCCGUCAUACUCUCUCUCCUCCGCUCCGACGGUCUCCCUUCCACGGCUCGCCGAUUCUCCAAGCAAGAACUCACCGAUGAAGCUCUCUACUACGGCAUCGAGUCGCAGCUCAAGUCGGCGAUGCUGCCGCCUCCGCUGUCCGGAAUCGACGCCUCGAUUGUGACGACAGUUCAGCCCGCCUCCGACGGCCUCCCCUCGGCGAUCACAGCCGGCACCGACGGCUCCGUUUGGAUCGCGCACGGCGGUCAAAUCUCCAGCUACGAUUGGAAUCUGAGCCACGCCGGAACGAUCCGUACUCAUCUGGAAGACAUCAACUCGAUUUGCCGAGUGUAUCCCGAAAUCGCCGCCGUGGGAUCCGAAACCGAUCCUGGACUCCACUUCUACGACUUCUCCGGCGUGCGGAAUAUGGGGUCGAUCCACUGGACCGACCCGACCGACCCGAGAAUCUUCAAGGCCCGAGUCACGGCCGUUUCGGACUCGCCGAGCUCAGUCUUCGCCGGUUUCGACUGCCCGCACAGAGAGAACUGCAUCUUAGUGAUCGACAAAUCGACGCUCAAGAUCGUCGGCGAGCUGAGCAGGCAGUCCGGAAGCUCGGCGAAGAACUUGGCCGUCGGAAAGCUGACGUGGCUGCCUGAAACGGGCUUGAUCGUUGGCAGCUCCGUAACUAGCGGCGCGUUCGGGUAUUCGGGUUAUAUCCGGAUGUGGGACCCGAGGUUGAAUGAGGUGGUUUGGGAGACGAACGAGCCAGGCUCGGGGCGGAGCAGUAGGUUCGGGGACUCGUUUGCCGACGUGGAUGUCGACAUUGAGGAGUCGGCAUUGUUCAAGGUGUGUUCAAAGUCUGGAGAUUUGGCAAUGGCAGACUUGCGUAAUUUAGGGGAUGAUCCGUGGGUUUAUUUACAAGAUAAGAAUCCAAGCAUGAGGACUAAGGGGAGUGCGAAUUGUACUAGUGUGAUUCACUGUUACAAAAGCCAAGCCUUUGUGGGAAGAGAUGGUGAAUUGGAGGUUUGGUCUCGGCUUCCGAGAGCGGAAAACAGGGUGGAUAGAGAGAGUGAGGUGUGUGAGGGAUUGUAUAGGAGGAAUUUUGUGGAUAAAGAGGAGGAUGCUCAGAGAGGGAUUAUAAAGAAAAUCGAAGGCGGUGGGAAUAGGCUGUUUGUUGUUAGAGAAGAUGUUGAAGGUAUUGAGGUGUGGGAGAGCUCUCAUUCUUCUGGUGCAGUUUCAGUUUUGUGAAAGCACAAAAGUGAGGGGCCAGUAAAAACAUUUUGGAACAAUUGAUUCUGCAGACUCUUGGUAAGUAUAAUCAUUGUGACAAUGCAAUCACACUUUUAGGGCUGAUUGUUACUUUUCCAUGCCAUUUCAUUUGGUUAUUAUUGAAACUGUAAUCCCGUAUGACUGUGAACAAUGAAAACUAGUAGUAAAUUUAGUUUUCCAUAGGUAUUCUGUGUU